AUGGAUUAAUAAAGCGGAGAAGACACUUAAUUAACACCCGAAUAAAUAUCUGAAGAAUUCACUAAAUUACAAAAAAGAUAUUUCACUUACGAAGAAGCAGGUAGUGAUUAAGGAAUAGUGUCUUAUGAAGGCACAAUUUCGGAUUUUUCUAAAUUACAAAAAUAAAUUAUUAGUAAUUCAUUAUUUUCUGCUAAUGAAUCAUUAGAAGAAAUCUAACCUGAAAAUCUUAAAUAUUUACUUCUUCCUUUUUAUAUGGGAUAGGUAUAUGGUAAAAUAAUAAAAGAAAGGCUUAAUAAACUAGAAUUUUCUUAAGUUUAUUUAAGUGAAUAUCUUAAAUUAUUAAAUCAUUAUGAUUUAGUUCCAAAAGAUCUUAAAAAAUAUUGGAAAAAUCUCAGUGAUGAUGGAAAUUAUUCUAUUACAAGAGAUGAAAAGAUAUAAUCAUUUAAAGAUUAAAAAGCAUUAGAAAAUAAAUUAAAUAAUUUGGAAAAAUUAAAUGAUGAGAAAGAUGCUAAAGAAACAAUUUUUAUAUAAAUGAAAAUUUGCAUGUACAAAGCAAUUGAUACUUUACGUUCAAAUAUAUAAGAAAUAGAAAUUCUAUAAUAUAAAGAAGCAAUUGAAAAAGACCCGAAAUUAAAAGCAGAACAUGAAAAAUAAAUGAGUAAACCUUUACCUAAACCUAAAAUGGUUUAAAUAGCAAAACCAGAUGAAAAAUCCACUCCAUAUAUGUUUGAUUCUAAAUAAGGGAAAUAUAUUUGCGAUGGUUGUGUAUAACCAGGUCUUAGAUAAGAAUUAUAAAGACAAGUUUUUACACCAGGUACUACUAUGCCUACUGUUACUUUAGAUUAAUUAGCAGAUCUUGAAAUUGCUAAUAUGAAAAAAUAGGAGGAAGCAUAAAAAUAAGCUGAAAUAUAAAAAAAAAAAUAAGAAGAUGAAGAUUCAGACAGAGAUUCUGCUGCAGAUUAAAAAUAAGAAGAAAAACGUUAUUGGGAUGAUUGGAAAGACGAAAAUGAGAAAGGGGCAGGAAAUAGAUUUGGAAAAUGAUUAUUUAUUUUUCAAAUUAAAAAUAAUUGAUAUUUUGUAAUAAAAUAUAUUUAUUUUUUUUAAUUUUUUAUAUUAUUUUGUAAUAAAAUUUAAUAAUAAUAUUAAUAAAUUAUUUAGA
This is a messenger RNA of Ichthyophthirius multifiliis, 1159 nucleotides long. RefSeq names its product protein phosphatase 2A regulatory B subunit, B56 family, putative. Gene Ontology annotation, molecular function: protein phosphatase 2A binding. The record is from RefSeq and is a predicted model, not a curated record. The transcript is spliced from 5 exons. Gene Ontology annotation, biological process: regulation of signal transduction; regulation of dephosphorylation. Lineage: Eukaryota; Ciliophora; Oligohymenophorea; Hymenostomatida. Gene Ontology annotation, cellular component: cytosol.